Molecule: messenger RNA, 5217 nt
Organism: Colletotrichum karsti
Lineage: Eukaryota; Fungi; Ascomycota; Sordariomycetes; Glomerellales; Glomerellaceae
Exons: 8
Coding region: 1-5217 (1738 amino acids)
Source: RefSeq, a predicted model, not a curated record
AUGGCCGAGGACAACAGCCCCAACCAGUCUUCCAAUACGUCGACCUCAGUUGACGCAAACGAUGCAGCAUCUGUCGCCGCCCUGACUUCAGUUGAGCUGGCAGCUCGCGGAAGAGAGGUCACGGGGUUAGACAUAUUCCAAAAGAUUAGCAGCCCCAUUGAUGGGGCGAGGGUGGAGGAACUCAUGGCGGCAAUGAACGCCGACGUGCCUACGGGCGGUGCGGACAUGGCCUACGGCAACAAAGACACCCAACGCCUGCGACUCUGGAAGCCGGACUCCGAUUAUGCGCCGAUAAUCGUUUUCGUUCAUGGUGGUAGUUGGGUUGCCGGCACCUACCUCGACUCCAUCGGUUCAACCAAGAUUGGCCAUCUGCUCGCCAAAGGAUACGCCAUCGCGUCGAUCAAUUACACUCUGGUUCCCGAAGUGACUGUGGCUGAACAGGUGCAAGAGGUCGCGGAUUCGGUGGGCUACCUGGCAAAAAAUGCAAGUCACCUCGGCGUCGAUGCGGAGAGGGUCGUCCUCGUGGGACACAGCUCUGGCGCUCACGUCGUGACUCUUCUGGGAACCGACACGAGCUACUUCGUCAGAUCCGGAGUCAGCAUCGAAACCAUACGCGGCGUCAUCGCCUUGGACGGAUCAAACUUCAACGCGGCAGCAGAGAUCAUCGACAACCCGGGAAACAUCGCCCAGAACAUGCACAUUGGACUGGGCACCGAUUUGGAGAGACUUCAAGCUAUGUCCCCGACCUACAACGCCCAGCAGCCGAACGCCAAGUCUUUCUUGCUCCUCCAAGUCCAGAGACAAGGAGACAUUCGCCAAGCUAUCGAACUGGCUGCGGUGCUCAAGACGGCAGCGACAAACAUGUAUGACACCCUUUCCCUGAGCACUUGCUUUGAUACCCUCCAAGACACCAAUUGCGACGAUCAAGCCCGCACUUGGAUCCGAAAGGCUCUCGAUGCCAAGAUCGACUUAGCAAGAUUUGUUGCCGACCGCCGAGAAAAGGGUCGAGCCACCGAGGUCGUAGGCUACCUCAAAGGAGCCUUCAACCUGGGCUUCCGAAUCAGGUUUGAGGAUGACGGGCCCGAUGCCGUCAUCCGUUUCCCUAAGCCCGGGCACAUCUCGACGGUUUUCUUGGAGGAGAAGCUUAUCAAUGAAGUACGCGCCAUCGAGUUUAUACGCCAGAACACCACAAUUCCGGUUCCCUUUGUCCAUGCCUGGGGCUUAGCCCACGAGAGUCCCCGGCAGCUCGGCCCCUUCAUCAUCAUGGAUUUCAUCGAGGGCACCUUAGCCUCGAGGAUUCUUCAAAAGCCUCCCGACGAUGACCAGCAAGAACUGAUAUUGAACCCGGACCUCGAUAGCUCCUUGCUGGACAAAUUCUACCGGCAAGUCGCUGGGUACUUGCUCCAACUGUCAAGAAUUCAGUUCAAGCAUAUUGGCGCUAUCCUGAGAGGGCCUGGAGAGCCUGCGGAGGAGAAGGGCAUAUGGUCCUCUUCCAAGAGACCCCUGACGUACAACAUGAACGAGUUGGCCACAUCCGCAGGCUACCCAACGGACAGCUUUCCAACCGCAAGCUUCGCCCGCGCCAGCGACUUCUUCAAAAGCGUGGCUCAAGAGCACCUGGUCCAUCUGCGCACCCAGCGAAAUCUUGCCUUCACCCCCGAGAUCGCCCGCGCGCGUUACAUCGCCCGCCACCGCUACCUCCAGCUCGUUGACUCCUUCUGCAGCGCCGAAGAUGACGCCGGCCCCUUCACCCCGUUUUGUGACGAUUUCCGGCCGGCCAAUAUGCUCGUGGACCCCGACACCAUGCAGAUCACGGCCGUGCUCGACUGGGAGUUCACCAACGCGAUGCCCGCCCAGUUCUCGCACGACCCGCCCUGGUGGCUGCUGCUGAACGACCCGGGCAGCUGGGUUGACCGUAACGCGGUGCAGGAGUUCCGCGACCUCUACGAACCCCGGAUGGAACAGUUCCUGCGAAUGCUUGAGAUGGUCGAGGACGAAGAUGGCCGGGACGCCCGUGAGGACGGAGACGGGGACGACCGGCGGCCGCUGUCGGUCCGAAUGCGCGCCUCGUGGGCGACGGGCCGAUUCUGGUUCAAUUUCGCAUCCCGGAAGAGCUACGACGUUGACAGUAUCUACUGGAGGGUGCUGCACGACGGGGGCGACGCGGCCGAGCUGCUCGACCCUGAGGUACGUGCCGGGAUGGACGCCGCCGUGGAGGAAAAGAUGGCACAGCUUAGGGAGUACAGAGAAGAAUACGCGAUGCGUUUCCCUGACGAGAAGACUGACAACAGCGACAAACUCGAGUCACCUCUCGAUUUCUCACCCACUUCGAUUACUCCGACACUUGUCUGGGAUGCCGGCAACCCUGCCUUCGAAGAAGUAGCAGAUAUGGAUUUGGAUCAAACAGGAUCUUACGUCGGUUCUGAAGAGUCUGGCCCCUGGCUGAAACCCACACUUCGCUCGCUGUUAGAUGAUGGGUCCGAAAGGGAUAUGACCUUCACUAUGGCCAUGUGCUUGCAACCUUUAUUCGACCAGCAUCUCCGGUAUCUCAACAUAUCUGCCUCAAGCGAGGGAAAUCGAACUGAGCCAAUCUACAAGUGGGACUCGGAUAGCGACGCCUACGACACCAGCGCGGUACGCAGACAACUCGGCGCAUUUUCAAACUCUUUGUCUAUGACCCUGCAAGAUCGACAGAUCAUGUUCAUCAACCCGGAAAGUCUCAAGUCAUCAGUGGACAACGCUCGCAACAAGUCAACGUCUCACAUGGUGUCAGAGUUUCACCCUGGCACAUGGUUUACUGCUCGAGCGGAACUCCCCGUUGAACCAUUGGCUUUAUGCCCAAACUGCUCUGGACCUAUGUACACCGGGGGAGGACGGAUUAGUACUGGUGACAUGGGCAUCGCGGAUAUGCUGUACGGCAUACUCUUCAACGACAUCAUUGCGGAGACAGCAUCGCCCGCGCGCGCGCUGCAGGCCAUCCAUUUUACAUUGGCGCGCUCUGUGUAUUACAACUUCAUCGACGUAUACGAUCUUAGCGACAACGCAACCCACGUCUACUUUCAGCUCGCGUCUGUCCCUCGACGAUUCAGGGGUUACUCGGCAUUCAUGGCGACACUCGCCUGCUUCGUCGUCACCGUCGCCGUGGUCAGCGCGUCAUUCCGCGCCACGAAGUUCAGCCUCCCCAACAACGCAUGGCACACAGUCGCGCAGAUUGCCGAGAGUCGGGAGCUUUCGGGCAUCCUUCACGAGGCGAGGGUCGCAACCGAUUCUGCGGUUGGACGUGCCAUCCGCAGGGCCGAGGAUCGAGAUGGCUUCGGCGACGAGGCCGCGAGAGAACCCAACUCGGACAAGAACUCGACGGCGUCUUUGUUUACUCUUUGGCCGCGGAAGCCGAGCAAACGCCAACUAAUCUACAAAUUGGACGCAUGGGGGUGCAAAAAGUAUAGUGUCGAAAACGAAGACGCUUUCAGCAUUCCGAAACACUUCGAGUCGCCUCCGUUCAAGUCCACAAAGACUGAAAGUCGAAACCCAUCACUCCAAAGAAGCAUCGAGCCUAAGGCAGCUGCUGAUUUGAAGGUAGCACAUUACCACGCCCGAGUAUCAGUUAUGGACAACGACGGGCCCCGCCAGAAACCCGAAGAUUUGCGCUCGGGUAACAACGAAGAGAAGCUCACACUGCUCAUCGUCGAUUAUGUGCGUGAAGCAAUGACAUCGGGGAACGUUUUCACAGAUAAGGACCACGAUGACUCCGACGACCCCAUUGGCAACGGGAAAACUCUAUUCACCUGGGCUAGUGACGUCGCCGGACUUAUCAAAGCGAAGCGGAUCGCUGCUGCGAGUAACAUCACGGCGCCAUCUACGAUAGACAAGCCCUUGCCGGAUAUAAGUGCAGUCAUAAAGGGCGAACACCCUCACCUGCUCGAGCCCGAGACCAUUGAGGAUGAGAAGGGUAGAGUCGUCAACACCAUCAUGGAGAUUUUUCUCCGAGAUAUCGACACUUACGUCUCGCAAAUCGUCGGUACGCACGAUGAUGACAACACAAGAGACGCGACGGAAACAGGGGAAACCGGAGGCCAGGCCGGAAGCUCAGCUACAAACUCUCAGGGCAGGAGAAGUAUCAAGAGACAGAAGGGCCAGGCGGGACAGAGUACUGUCCCCAAUGACGACGGAAGUGACGGAGAGAACGAGAAAGAGGAUGGGGACGAAGACCAAAGAAGACGAAAAAAGCCCACGAAGUCAUGCGACGCUGGUAAAGUCUUAUUCGCGUGCCCCUACUACAAGUGGAAUCCCCACGAGUACUGCAGGAGACAAACCUGUGCUGGCCCCGGAUGGAGCACAAUCCAUCGUAUGAAGGAGCAUUUGUAUCGAACCCACCAAAAGAGCCUCUUCCAAUGCAGAAGGUGUUGGAAAGACCUCAAAGGUGAUCGUGCUCUGGAGGACCACCAGCGACAAGAUCCGCCAUGCGAAGUAAAACCUGCGCCCACGGGCUGCGACAAGUUUGGCCCCGAGACAAGAUCUCGCCUUAAACGACCGAGAGGAACACGGUCGGAGGAAGAGCACUGGUUGGAUGUGUACCGAAUACUCUUCGAUGUGAGAGAGGACGAGCUUCCUAACCCUUACUACGACCUGGAUCUCAGCCUCUUGGCCCAGACAGAGACGUGGUCCGAGCAUGUUCGACGUGAAGUCAGGCCGCUUCUUCGAGACCUGCUCGCCACCGAAGCUGCCAGGGCUGUGGCCAAUAUUGUCCCAGACAUCCUUAGCCGCCUACACGAUCUUGUAAGGCACUUGGAGAUACCACUGAGGCAAAGUUUCGAACCUGUUCGCGAACAAGACCCGUUGGAGCCAAGCCCCAUUGUUCCUGAGCCAAGGCCCUCCGAACCAGCACUUCCUCAGCCAGUGUUUUCUGAUCCGGAAUUUUCUCAAUCAGAGUUUCCUCAACCAGAGUUCUCUUGGCCAGAGCUUUCUCAGCCGGAGUUUCCUCAGCCAGAGUUUCCUCAGUCAGUAUUUCUCGAGUCAUCAUUUCCUCUGUUAUCAUCUGCUGCACCAGAGGCCCCCGGAUACCAACGUGACAAUUUUCACAUCAGCGACCAAACGGAUGCAUCUGGUAUGUGGGAAGACUGGUCCUUCAUGGGGGAAGACUACUAUCUACCCCCGGACUUGACGAUCCAGGGCCCGCCAGCACCCGAUGGGAACAGUGACGCACUUGGAGAUACAUGA